AUGGCUGCUUCAAAUCCUCAAAACGUUAUUCGAAGGAAACUCGUCAUCAUUGGUGACGGAGCGUGCGGCAAGACCAGUCUGCUCAGCGUGUUCACGCUUGGAUACUUUCCCACACAUUAUAUCCCCACCGUCUUCGAAAACUAUGUCACAGAUUGCCGUGUCGAUGGCAAAUCUGUCCAACUCGCGUUAUGGGAUACCGCUGGCCAGGAGGACUAUGAGCGACUAAGACCUCUUGCCUACUCCAAAGCGCAUGUUAUCCUUAUCGCUUUCUCCGUUGACACUCCCGACUCUCUCGACAACGUCAAGCACAAGUGGAUAGAAGAAGCUAGCCGUCUCUGCCCCGACGUCCCGAUCAUGCUUGUCGGUCUUAAGAAGGAUCUUCGCGAAGACCCCGUGGCGAUCGAGGAGAUGCGCAAGAAGUCUCUGCCCUUCGUCACCACUGCGCAGGGCGACUCCGUCGCCCGUGAAGUCGGCGCUCGGAAGUACCUCGAGUGCUCCAGUCUCAGCGGCGAGGGCGUCGACGAUGUGUUCGAGGCUGCCACACGUGCGGCACUGCUGACAUUCGAGAAGGGUGAGGGAGGAGGGUGCUGCGUUAUCCUCUGA
Molecule: messenger RNA, 603 nt
Organism: Verticillium nonalfalfae
Lineage: Eukaryota; Fungi; Ascomycota; Sordariomycetes; Glomerellales; Plectosphaerellaceae
Gene: RHO2
Product: Rho GTPase
Exons: 5
Coding region: 1-603 (200 amino acids)
Biological process (GO): small GTPase-mediated signal transduction
Molecular function (GO): GTPase activity; GTP binding
Source: RefSeq, a predicted model, not a curated record